GGCAUGUAGGUGCUGUCUAGCUUUAACGUAUGUGAAUUAUUCAUUAGUAGGUUGGCCUCACUAACGUACGAUUAAUUUGUUGUCGAAUCUUUUGUGAGUGAGAUGGAGAGUGCUUAAUUUGUUGUGAAAGAAAAAACAAUAAUGAGAAAACUAGCACAGAAGAAAACGCAAGUUGAAAGCUCAUCUGGAGAGUUCUUCAUGGCAGUGCCACUUUAAGAGGGGAUAUGAGUUGGAAGGGGUCCAAAGGGGAUCUGUACUAAACUUGGAACUGUUUAGCUGGUUUGAGCAAAGAAUCCGACGCCAUUUUCCGACUCUAAGCGACGCCAAUCGACUGAGAAGGAGGGAGGCGUACGACGAUGGAUGAGAGCCAAAAGGAUCAGCUAAUCUUGUUGUUAAGGCAGUCCUUUCAGGUUGCUUUAAUUUUGGUGUAGGCAUCUGGCGGCGAAGGCGUACUUACCAUAUAGCAACUGCAUGCUAUGGGGGAUCCCGCCGCUCUUGCCAAUACGGAUUCCAUUCACGACGGCACAGAGGAUGCUGAUCCACUGCAUGUGCUCAACAGGAGACAUUUUCUCGCGGUGAAGUCUCAUUUCCGUCAGAGGAAGCACGAGGCACUCUUGGCUCUAGCCGUGGAAGAUCCUGGUCGCCCGGUGAACCUCAUGAACGACACUUUGCUCCACGUCGUCAUAGCUUGCAACAAGACCGACCUCGCCAAAAGUAUUAUCUUGCAGAUGCCAGUGGAGACCCUCGCGGCCAAGAAUUUGUACGGCGACACGGCUCUUCAUGUCGCUGCCGCCGUGGGUAACAGCGAGGUGGCCAGGGAGCUGUUCGGCAAGAGAGAAGAUCUCAUCGGAGAACAGAACUUGAAGCAGGAGACACCACUGCACAAAGCGGCGUUCUACGGGCAUCAUGACAUGUUCUGGUGCCUGGUGGACGAGGGGAAUGGCUCCCCGUACGAGCGGAGGGAGGACGGCGCCACCAUGCUGCAUUGUGCCAUCAUGGGCAACGAGCCGGGGCUGGCACUGGAGAUUGCAGAGCAUUUUCCAUUGCUGAUCACGUCGCGGAAUACUAUGGCGGUGACCCCGUUGCAGCUGAUGGUGACCGUUCCGGGGUUAUUCCGAAGCCAAAUGGAACUUGGCGGCUUCGAGUCCAUCCUCCAUGACUUUAUUCCUUUGGAGAAGGACUCACACAGGACUCGUCGAAGAGAUGAAGAGGAGGCAGGUGGAAGCUCCAACGAUGCCGGUCAAGCUGAAGCCGCAGAGCAAGAUGACCACGAAUAUUUCGGGAGGCAUAGAACAAUUCGUUCAAGAUUUCCAUCUUGCUGCUGUACUCUCGUUGACAUAUUAGUCUUCCCAGUCAAAUGGGUUCGUCUGUUUCUUUUCUUCAUUAUAAGGACUUUGUACCCUCGAACCCGACAUCUGGAGAAGAUUAAGAGAACCCAUAGAAAAGCCUUGGAACUCAUCGAAUUUUUAGCCCGCGACCCGAGAAACAUGGAGUUCUACGUGCUGGGAAGAAUGCAAGGUGACGGCGGAGCUCCUGCGGCAGGCUUUCGAGAAAGAGGUGGACGACAAGAUCAACUUAAUGCACCAGCUGCGUCUACGAGAAGAUGGAACGAGCCACCCUUGAUCUUGGGUGCACAAAUGGGCAUUCCCGAGUUCGUCAGUACCAUCUUACGAGUGUGUCCGGAGGCAGCUACCUACCUGGACACCCGUGGCCGAAGCGUUCUCCAAGUAGCAAUAGAGCAUGGUAACCGAGAGAUUGUGAGAACUAUACGUGAGAUGACUCAGGGGAAGAAUCCCAUACUACCAUCCUGGCUACUGUCCCGCGUCGACAAAGGGACCGGAAGAACCAUCCUGCACUUUGCUUCGGCAAAUGCCCCUGAGCAUAACCAAGAUGCUCUACAAAUGCAAGAUGAAUUAAGAUGGUUUGAGACGGUGAGAGAUAUGGUUCCUAAGGAAUUAGUGUACAGUCGAAACGCGCAAGAGAUGACCGCAGAAGAGAUGUUUACCAAGAGUCACCAAGCUUUGCUCAAGAGUUGCAAGGUUCAACUAAUGGAAACGGGAAGGUUGUGUUCGGGGCUGAUCGCAGCUGUAGUGUUCGCGUCGAGCUUCUCCAUCCCCGGCGAUAAGGACCCAGCGACCGGCAACCCGGUUUACUUCGGUAGGGCAGCUUUUAAGGUCUUCUCACAUGCGUACGUGAUUGGGUUGUCAUGCGCCGCCACAUCUCUGGUGUUGUUCUUAUCCCUCGCCAUGUCACCGAACAAGGAGCAGCAGUUCCGUCGUAUAAUCCCCACCAAAUACUUCUUUGCCCGCUCGUCGUUUGGGUUUGCGAUGCUGUCUUUUCUGGUGGCGUUCACCUGCAACAUCUACCUACAGUUAUAUGGCUGGCAGAAGACGAAGUCGAAGGACUUGAUUCCAUUCGUAUUGGAGCUCACCGUCUUCCCUGUUAACUGUUUCCUGGUGUUGUUCUUUCGUGGCUUCACCUUCGAUAUACCUUUCCUUUUUCGUUCUUGGCGUUGAGUCAACAAGUAUGAUCGUCCACAUCUUUGGAAUCUGCAGCUUCAUGAUGUAACGUCGGUUCUACCUAUUACGGUAUGCCACCUGUACUAGCGGUAUGUAGUGGUAGUUGUCAUUGGACAGUUAAUAUCUCGUGUGUACAAGCAGCAACAAAGGCAUGUUAUAUGUGGACGCUAUUUGAUUGUAACUUUAAUGUGGUCUUUUCUUCUAUCUU
Musa acuminata subsp. malaccensis (wild Malaysian banana) is the source of this 2727-nucleotide messenger RNA. RefSeq lists its product as uncharacterized. Gene Ontology annotation, cellular component: membrane. The record is from RefSeq and is a predicted model, not a curated record. Gene Ontology annotation, molecular function: protein binding. NCBI's taxonomy places the organism in Eukaryota, Viridiplantae, Streptophyta, Magnoliopsida, Zingiberales, Musaceae.